Messenger RNA from Cooperia oncophora, 870 nucleotides. The record is from the annotation of a GenBank genome assembly. NCBI's taxonomy places the organism in Eukaryota, Metazoa, Nematoda, Chromadorea, Rhabditida, Trichostrongylidae.
AUGCAUGUUCAGAUCAAUCCUGAUGCAGCUUUUGCCGAUGCCUUUGAAGCCAAAGGUGCCACUAUAGCCAAAUACAUUAUCACCGCCGGGGCACUUGCUGGAAUGCUUAAUAAUCUGCUUAGUGGUAUCUUUGCACUUCCACGAUGUGUGUACGCAAUGGCUGACGAUGGCCUACUAUUCUCAUUUCUUGCAACCAUCAAUCGAAUCACAAAGGUUCCACUGAAUGCAACCCUCGUCUUCACUCUCGUGAAUGCAGUGAUUGCGUUGGUGUUCGAUUUAGCGACACUUGUGGAUUUCCUUUCUAUCGGAACCCUUUCGGCCUAUUCGAUGGUUUCAGCCUGCGUGUUGAUCCUUCGUUAUCAGGCUGCGCCACUUGAUGGCGAGGCAGACAGGUUUGACACCGGUGGUAGGAUCAAGGCAUGGGUGCCAUUUCGAAACUCCUGGGAAAGUCUCCCUGAAGGCCGAUCUAUCGUUAUAGCUGUUCUUACCCUAAUCUUUAGCUUUUUCUGGCUUGCCUUCACUGUUCGAACAGGUUUCUUGUUUUCAACUGGUGGUUACAUUUCCCUUGGACUGAGCUCAGUUCUGGCCGUUUUAGCCUUUUCCUUCAUUUGUGGACACGAGCAAAAUUCUUUAGAUUUGUACUUCCGGGUGCCUUUCGUUCCAGUGAUUCCAAGUGUAGGACUGCUCAUUAACGUCUUUAUGAUGGCGUAUUUGGACUACAUCACAUGGAUUCGUUUCUUUGUAUGGAUGCUUAUAGGACUCGCGAUUUACUUCCUAUAUGGUAUACGUCACAGUAAAGAAGGUAGGAAAAUGAGAGUGGUUGCUGAGUCGAGCCUUUCAACAAUUUCCAAACUGAAUGGUAAAACCUAG